Molecule: messenger RNA, 7754 nt
Organism: Sarcophilus harrisii (Tasmanian devil)
Lineage: Eukaryota; Metazoa; Chordata; Mammalia; Dasyuromorphia; Dasyuridae
Gene: ZNF275
Product: zinc finger protein 275
Exons: 3
Coding region: 4117-5520 (467 amino acids)
Biological process (GO): regulation of immune system process; negative regulation of transcription by RNA polymerase II; regulation of cytokine production
Source: RefSeq, a predicted model, not a curated record
UCCUCUUUUUUCUCUUCACUUCUCCCCUCUCCUUUCCUCCCCAGUUUCAUCAUGAAAAGUUUAAGUGCUUAUUCUCUGCUAGGCACUAUCCUAAUAAAUGCUGGAAAUAUAAAAAAGGCAAAAAUAUUCCCUGCCCCUUUUCUCUAUGUAGCCGAUUUGUACAUAUUUGUUUGCUUCUUGUCUCCUCCAUUAGAUUAUCAGGUUCUUGAUGGCAUGGGCUAUCUUUUGCUUCUUUUUAUAUUCCCAGUGCUCAGCACAGUACCUGGAAUACAGUAGGCUCUUACUAAAUGUUUAUUGACUGACUAAUGAGAGGGACAGCAUGUACAUAGGUACAUGUAAGAAGUUAGGGUGAUCUUAAAGGAGAAGGUGCUAGCAAGUGGAGAACUGGAAAAGGUCUCCUGCAGAAUAUUAGAUUUUAGCUAAAUCUUUAAAAGAGUAUUUCUUUUUAUUCUGAACUCCGAAAACAUCAAAUAAAAUGGGCAUAGUAGGACAAAGAAAGGCUUCCUUGAAAGUACAGAGAGCCCACUUUUCUUUUGACAUGAAUAAUAAAGCCAACCUGUGGCUUUUAAGCCAUCCUGCACAUUUCUACUUCCUUCUGGCUUGCCUUCUAUUUUCUUCUGUACUGUUUUUAAAAAGAUACUUCGAUGACCCUCUUUUCUUUUUCUUUUCUUUUUGUUCCUCGAUUUUUAUCCUCGCCUUAGAAAAAGAAAAAAGAAAAACAAAGCCUUUGUCAAACAAAGCAGAUUCCCAUAUAAACCAUGACUGGAAGUAUAUAUCUUAUUUUGCACUCUGAAACUAUAACUUCUCUGUUAGAAAUGGAAUAACAUACUUCAUUCUUAAUCCCUUGCAAUCAUGGUUUGUCAUCACAUUAAUUGGAAUCCUCACAUCUUUCAAAAUUGGUUUUCUUUAUAAUGUUGUUAUUCUAUAACUUAUUCUCCUGGGAGAACUUAUGAUCUUUUCCCCCAAACCCACCUCUCUAUAGAACUUUCCUAUUUUUGUCUAGACUUCAUUCUCCCUCAUCUCAUUUCUUAUCAGUUGUUACUUCCUGUGACUUCUACUUUCAUAACAUCUCUUCCAUCCAUACCAUUCUCUGCACUUCUAUAGACACCACUGUAGUUAGGGUGUCCUCUCACUUGGACUCUGCCAUGGCCUCCUAAUUGGUCUCCCUGCACCUGGUUCUUGCCUCGUUAAUCAGUCUUUCCUAGAUGUGCCAGGAUGAUAAUGCUAAAACACACAUCUGACCAUGUCACUCCCUUACUCAAGAAGCUCCAGUGGUUCCCUCUUAUCUCUAGGAUCAAUAUGAAUUCCUCCAUUAGACAUUUAAAGCUCUUCACAGUUUCACUCCAGACUCAUUACAAAUUCUAUCCCUUCAUGCAAUCUGUAUUCUAAGCAAACCAGCCUAUUUGCUGUAUCCCAUCUUUUUUCUCCAUGUCAGGAAUUCACUUUCCUUUCCUCUAACCUCUGACUUCCUUUGAGCCCCUUUCUUCAUGAAGCCUUUCCUGUUCCCCUCUCCCCACUGUACUUUGUAUAUAUUUUGAAUCUACUUAUAAAAAUUCAUAUUGUUUCCCUUGAGACAAUGUAAGCUUCUUGAGAACAGAGACAUUACAUUUUUUCUUUGAAUUCUGGUAUCUUGCACAUUUUCUGGCACAAAAUAGACACUUAAUCAAUACUUAUUUAUUGGUUGAUUUGGUUGAUAUGAAUUCAGGUUUAUUUAUUGUUGCUUUUAAGAUUUUUCUUAUUUGAUUUCUUAGCUAUAAUUUGAACAUCUUGCCUCUCAAGAUUUUGGGCCUUUCUUGUUUCAGCCAUUUUUUCCUUUUCUCAUUUGUUUCUGGUUUCUCUCUUAUAAUUAAUUACUAAUAAUACAGUAUUUGAAAGAAUCUUUUUCUUUUUUACUUCUUUCCUCUCCUCUUUUCUUCUUUUCCUCCUUUCCUCCCCUUCCACCUCCUCUUCCUUUUCUCUGUCUCCAUUCCUCUGGUCUGUCUUUUGUUUUUCAGCCCACUUCUUCUGUUGUUUAAGGGACUUUCAUUGUGUUAACCCAUGUUGCCUUGUGUCUCAGAUCCAUCUAUAAAUAAAUAGCUAAAAUUCAACAAGGCUUUUGAACAGUGGUUUAAAGUAUUUCUACCAGGGAGCCCAAGAAGAUUCUAUGUCUUACUGGUGGGAGACCCAAAGGGUAGGGAUAGGUCUCACUCAUGGCUUUAUUCACUUUUCUUAGCUUUGCCUUUUCCCCAGAGUCUAACAUUUUCCCGAAAGGGGAGCACAGGAGCGGAACUGAUGGCAGCUCUUCUUCUGACAGCCAGGCCCCAGGUGAGAUGUGCUUCUCUCUUCCUUUCUCAAGAUGGGAGAAUAUUGCUGUUACCUGAGGCUCGCUCAUGGCUCCUUCACUCAGCAUCUCUUCCGGUGGUGCUGAAUCCAGUGACCUGAGCCCUCGUUCCCUCUCGUUCCCUCUCUCUCAGUAGAGGAUGUAGCUAUGGGUACUGUCACUUCGUGAAUUGAAAACUGCUUUAGGGUCUUUGAGAAUUUGGCAAGUUUGUAAGAGAUCCCAGACUGGAAGCUAAGCUUCAUGGCUUCCAGUCAGGUGUUCUUUGUACUAUAACAUGUAACUUAGGUUUAUUUGUCCCCAUAUUUCUACCCUCGUUCUCUCCCUCCCCCAAAACCUCCUCCCCAGGUAUGCACACACAUACACACUCCAAACCCUUAGCCACCUUACCCUUUCCUUUCUGGGGCUUCUCAUUUUGCCCCUAGUCCUGGAUUAGACUGGUAUAAUUAUCCAUGGGGGCAGCAGGAACCUUUUCUUUUAGGAGUUGGUGACAUUUGAGGAUGUGGUCGUGUAUCUCACAAAAGAGGAAUGGGGACAGCUGGGCCCUGCUCAGAGGAGGCUCUACAGGGACGUGAUGCUGGAAAAUUAUGAGAAUGUCGUUUCACUGGAAAAAGAAAAUUGAAGACCUUAUGACAAAUCAGCUGAGUGUAAUGAAACCAAUCCCCAAGUUGGCCGUGUCCAAUAGAUAUCAUGCUCGACCCUGAGUCUGCUGCCCAUUGAGAGGUGGGUAGCACUAUCAUUAUCAGGUUUCUCCAAUUAUGUCUACUCCUUGAAUGGUCAAAGAGCUUGUUCAUAUGGGGAUAAACCAAAGAAAGUAAGGACUGCUUUAUGUCCAACAUGGUUAAAGUUUUUGAACGCCCACAGCCUCAAAUUGAAUUUCUCCUAUAUUCUUCUGUGUAUAAAAUAAGACUUCCUUUUGUCUUAAAACCUGCUCCUCUCUUUCAGAUUUAAGUUGGAGGGAAUCCCCCUUUUUCCCUUUGAUAACAUCCCCUGUCUGCUUUGCUCUUUUUGGACCCAAAAAAACUUAACUUUUUAGUAUCCUCACAUGAAGGACAGAUUAUUCCUUCUCCUUAAUCAUUGUUAUUGUUGACUUCCUUGGAACCCUUGAUCUUUUUCUGCUUGUGCGUGUGUGGUGGUGGUGCUGGUGCUGGUCCAGAUGUCUCUGAAUUGCUUGCAUUCAGACUUAGAACAGAGAGGAAUUUCAAAUCAUUGUGCUGGAAAGGCCUAUAGAUAUUAUCUCAUCUAAACCUCAUUUUAUAGAGAUAUGGAGCCUCCAAAAGGGUAAGUUAUUUGAGCUCCCACAACUAAGGGGAACCUGGAUCUCUUGAUCUUGCUUUUCCUACUGUGGAAUCUUUAAAACACUUAUCAUAUUUUUAUUCAAUUAAUUUUGUGGGAUCGUGAAGAGGGUAGUGUGGUAUAGUGGAUAAGACAUGGCUUUGGAGUUAGGAAGCCGUGGCUUCAAAUUCUUCCUCUGACACCUUAUAGGGGGCUCUGUGAUGGUAGGCCAGUUACUUAACUUUUCAGUGGCCCACAUAAGUCUUUUAAGUUGCAGACCAAGUACUGACCUGUGUGGUAGAGCCCUGAACUUCUUAAAUCUGUGAAAUCUCAGAUGUUAUGGUUAUUCUUAGCCCAGUUAACUUUAGGUUCUAGUAGAGAAAAUUCUUAUGGUAAGCCUUACUCUCCAUAGGUGUUCUUCAUUUGAACCUUUCUAGUUGUUUCUCUGUAAAAUCCCUGAACACAGUCUGGUUGGGACUGAGCUCUGGGGCAUCUCUGGGUCAGUCCUAAGACCAAAUGGCCACAUGUGGCUUCCUUUCCCACGAGCAGGAUUUCCUGUUUCCAAACCUGACCUGAUCUUCCAGCUGGAGCGAGGGGAAGUACCAUGCUUGCCAGAUCUGCCCAGAACUGAGGUUCAAGAGAUCCAUGGUGCUAAGAGCUCUGUGACUGAGAAAGAGGCAUCUAUUCCACAGCAGGAAGUUGGUGAAGAAGUGAAAAUCCAGGGAAUGUUGUCAGCAGGAUCCCCAGAGGGGAUUCACCAGGACUCUUUAGUUGGAGGACACUGUGACUUUGAGGGCAGGUUAGAGCGGCAGCAGGGAAAGCCUGUAGGAGAUAGGGCCCAUCCGUACGAUUCACAUCACAGCUUCACAAAUAAUUCAGACUUUCCAAAACAAAACCAGAGACAGGAGCAAAGGGUAGAGAAUGCCUAUGAAUGUAAAGACUGUGGGAAAACCUUCAGACUUAACAUAGAACUUAUUCAGCAUGAGCGAAUCCAUAGUGGAGAGAAACCCCAUGAAUGUGAGGCAUGUGGGAAAGCCUUCAAGGGACACUCAGAACUUAUUGAACAUGAGAGAAUUCACAGUGGAGCAAAACCCUAUAAAUGUAAGGAAUGUGGGAAAGCUUUCAGGAGGAGCUCAGGUCUUAGUAGACAUAGACGAAUUCAUAGCAUAAUAAAGCCCUAUCGAUGUAAUGAAUGUGGAAAGUCCUUUAAGAGGAGUACAGGCCUUAGUCAGCAUCAGAAAGUUCACAGUGGAGAGAAGCCCUAUGAAUGUAAUGAAUGUGGCAGAGCCUUCAAGGUUAGCACACACCUUAUUCGGCAUCAGAGAAUUCACAGUGGUGAGAAGCCUUUUGAAUGUAAUGACUGUAGAAAAGGCUUCAGGGAACAUUCAGAUCUUAUUAAGCAUCAGAGAAUUCAUACCGGAGAAAAACCCUAUAAGUGUGAUGAAUGUGGUAAAGCCUUUCGGGGGCAAUCCGGCCUUCUUGAACAUCAGAGAAUUCAUAGUGGAGCCAAACCAUUUGAAUGUAUUCAGUGUGGGAAGGCAUUCAGAAGGAGUUCAGAGCUUACCAAACAUCGACGAAUUCAUACAGGAGAAAAACCCUAUGAAUGUAAGGAAUGUGGGAAACCUUUCAGGCAAAGCUCAAGCCUUCUGGAGCAUCAGAGAAUUCAUACUGGAGAGAAACCUUAUGAAUGUAUUGAAUGUGGAAAAACUUUCAGGGGACCUUCAGAUCUUAUUAAACAUAGGAGAAUUCAUAGUGGAGCAAAACCUUAUGAAUGUAAUGAAUGUGGGAAAACCUUCAGGAGGAGUUCAGGUCUUAAUCGACAUCGGAGAAUUCAUAGUGGACCAUCACUCCAUGGAUGUGAUGAGUGUGGGAAGGCCUUUAGGAAGAGUUCAGCCCUUUACAGACAUCAAAAAACUCAUAGUAGUUAGAAACCCAGUGAAAGUAAGGAGUUUGGGAAAACUUUCAGAAAAUACUUGGAUUUUGUUAACCAUUAGACAGUUAAUAGUAAAGCAAAUCCCUGUUGAUCUAAUGAAUAGAGGAAAACCUUUUGGAAAAUAUCAGGGCUUAGUCAAUAUUGGAGAAUUCAAGUGACAGAAAAACUCAUGAAUUUUGGCUAUUAUUAUAACCGCAGUCUUAUGGACCAUCAGUGGACUAUAUGUCAUUGUACAUACUGAUAUAUGUAUAUAUGUCAGUGUAAUAUAUACAUCAUCAGAAAAUUCAUAAUGGAGAGAAACUUUGUGAAUGUAAUGAAUGUGAAAAACCCUUCAGUCAGAAUGUAGGCCUCAAUUAUAUUAGAAAACACAAAGCAGAAAAAUUGUGUAUGAAAAAUCUUUGUAUCAUUGUCAUGGUUUGCCUACCCAUAAGUGUAAUGAAAAUAAUUCACACUCACAUAGCACUUUACAGCUUAUGAAGCACUUUCUUCACUACAGCUACAAUUGAGCCAAUCUCCAUCAAAUAUUUUAAAACUUUUGGAAAGCACAUGACACAUUUUCUGUUACCUAAGUAUAGAGAAGAACAUCCCAUUGACAAUGUAGUAGUAAAUAUUCUUCAGUGUUUCUUCAGUUCAUCUCUUUUAGUCCCACCAUUGUAGGCCAGGCUCUUGAUUACUUCCCCUCUGGCAAUCUCUUUCCAGUGUUUCUUUCCUAUAAUUCAUUUGUUCCCAGCUUUCAGAUUAAUCUUCAGAAAAGAUUUCAUCAUGUCACUGUAUUGCUUAAAAACCUGACUUGGCAAUGGCAUUUAAAUAAGAAUGUCAUCCCUCAAGAGACCUACACAUGGUAUAGACAUUGGAUGUAUCAACAGUUCAAGAAGAAACCUGGGCCUCUGUACUGGGAAAAGGCCAUCCAUCCUCUCUGAGACUAAGAAUGAUUCACCCAGAAUGAAGAUUAGUUUUCUAUAGGAAAACUUCUCAACAGUAGUCUAAGCUAUUGUACAGUGUAAAUUGGAUAGCAUUUACUAAUGAAAUUGAGAUCUUUCCCCAUGUUACCAAUAUAUGGUCCAUCUAAAAUAUCAUAAAUGAAAAGUCUGAACACUUGGAAAUCCUAAGUAACCCAUUAUAAGAAUAUUGAUUUGAAAAAGCAUAGCAACAAAUACAAAUAGAAGGAUGGUGGUCCAAGGAGCCAGUGAUCUUAAAUCAGUUUCUUUGUGCAGAUUUUCCUCCUGGAGGAAAAAUGUACCUCUUGUCAAUUUUAUUUAUGAUUGUAAUUUAAUAAAUGUAUCCUGGAUUAUAAAUUUUACCCUUACCAAUUUAGUUAGCUUGAAUCAGCUGACUAGAUCCAGUUACUUCUGAAUGAAUCAAGACGUUUCUGAAUCUGCAUGCCAUAGUACAGUGGUGUCAAACUUAAGUAGAAACAACCCUACAGACUGUGUAUUGACUUAGAAAAACGUAAAUUAACUUAUAUUGUAUUGUAUUUUUAUUUUUAUUUAUUUCUUUAAACAUUUUGAGUUAUAUUUCAAUCUGGCUUUGGUGGCCAUGAGUUAUAUACUUUUACCAACCGAUAAGAGCACUGGACAUAGAGUUGAGAGGACCUGGAUUCAAAUCCCAGCUCAGACAUUUAUUAGUUUUAUGAUUGUGGACAAAGCAUUUACAGUCUCUCUGAGCCUCAGUUUCCUCAUUAGAAAAAUGAUGGAAUGGGGGGAGGGAAAGAAUUGGACUCUGGCCAUCAUGGUAUCUUUUAGUUUUAAAUGUCUGAUUCUGUAACCCAACCUAGGGAUCUCCCAAUCCAGGGGAAGCAACCGUCUGGCCUUAGCUAUUAUUUCCUAUCUUGGUGACCCAGAUUUCAGAAGUUAAAGAAUCAUCCUACUGUCUUUUUCUUCAGAGUGGUGGCCUCUAACAUGGUGGUUUGUGGACAACUGUACUAAUAACAGUGUAUUACCUAGAAAUGGCCAGCUUUGCUUUCUAUCCUGCUCGCUACAUAAGUAUAAAUUGCAAAGCAAUGGACUCUCAAGAAACUCAAAAGAUGUUUUAAUUCAUUGCAUUGAAAAAUAUUAUGAACCUAAGCAUCCUUGUAAAACAAAAACAGCUUUAAGCCCUAUUUGGAUUCAUCCAGAUUACCUUCUGAAGUUAAGGAUCUAGGUUUGAAUAACGACUGCUACUAACUACUUGUGUAAUCUUGGACAAGUUAUUUCUACUUUGGAAGCAGCAGACUCCUCAUUUACAAAAAAA